AUGGCGUUGACCUCUCGCAUCACCCUCACAGGUGCGCCUGCCGAGGAUCCAGAGGACCUCUUCGGCGCAUCGCUUGGCGUAAUUUUCCCAGAUGAUGUGAUGAACCAACAUGGUGACGCCGACCACGGGCUCCUGUAUCAGUCACCGCAUCUCCCAAAGCCCUUGCAUAUUAGCGUGGCAGACCCCAGCGCCGACGAUGAUCGCCGCCUCUUCAGCCACUACCUCUGGAACGCCUCGCUCCUCCUAGCCGAAUUCGUCGAAUCCGGCACCCUCGCCCUGGGGCCGGAGCAGGGCGGCGUCACGAGCCCGUGCGGGCCCCCGCUGGCCGCGUUCGACGUCGCCGGCCAGUCCGUCCUCGAGCUCGGCGCGGGCACCGCCCUGCCCUCCCUGCUGGCCGCGCUCCUGGGCGCCAGCCGCGUCGUCCUGACCGACUACCCGGCGCCCGUCGUCAUCUCCAACCUCCGGGCCAACGCCGCGCGCAACGCCCGGCCCGAGCUGUCGCCCUCGUCCAGCCUCGCGCCCGUCGAGGUCGAGGGCCACGCGUGGGGCGAGCUGGGCACGCCCCUGGCCGAGAAGGGCCGCCGCGCCUUCGACAGGGUGUUUGUCUGCGACUGCCUGUGGAUGCCGUGGCAGCAUGAGAACCUGCUCAGGUCCAUCGAGUGGUUCCUCAAGGACUCGGCCGAGGCGAGGUGCUGGGUCGUCGCGGGCUUCCACACGGGGAGGGAGAAGAUGCGGGAUUUCUUCGGCGGGGAGCGCCUGCGCCAGCUCGGCCUCGAGGUCGAGAACAUCUGGGAGAGGGACUGUGAUGGCCUCGAGAGGGAAUGGGUCCUGGACAGGGGCAUCGAGGACCCCGUUGCCCGGAAGAGGUGGCUUGUCUUUGCUGUGUUGAAGAGGUCUGGGUCUUGA
This is a messenger RNA of Diaporthe amygdali, 906 nucleotides long. RefSeq names its product nicotinamide N-methyltransferase. Bases 1 to 906 code for a protein of 301 amino acids. NCBI's taxonomy places the organism in Eukaryota, Fungi, Ascomycota, Sordariomycetes, Diaporthales, Diaporthaceae. The transcript is spliced from 2 exons. Gene Ontology annotation, biological process: peptidyl-lysine dimethylation. The record is from RefSeq and is a predicted model, not a curated record. Gene Ontology annotation, molecular function: protein-lysine N-methyltransferase activity.